Molecule: messenger RNA, 2142 nt
Organism: Lampris incognitus (smalleye Pacific opah)
Lineage: Eukaryota; Metazoa; Chordata; Actinopteri; Lampriformes; Lampridae
Product: kelch-like protein 38
Exons: 5
Coding region: 138-1895 (585 amino acids)
Molecular function (GO): protein binding
Source: RefSeq, a predicted model, not a curated record
ACAGCCUCGACACGAGAGACAAGAAGAACAAGUACAGGAAAAUGUCAAGUCGCCACAUUUUCUGCUGAGAUUUCGCUUCAAGUGCAAAGAGGGACAUCUAGAAAUUGUAUAAAGAGAGAGAGGGGGAGAAAAGAAGCAUGGUCCAACCAGCAGUCGAGGUCCUCCACUUCAGAGACAAGGAGCAGUCCUCCAGCCUUCUCCAGCAACUCAACAGACUGAGACAGGAGAAUGUCCUUACUGAUGUGUUACUGUGUUCAGACAAUAUGGAGAUCCCAUGUCACCGCAAUGUCCUGGUCUCCAGCAGCCCUUAUUUCAGAGCCAUGUUCUGCAGUGACUUCGUGGAGAGAAAACAGACCAAGAUUGAAUUGAAGGGUAUCACGUCGGCAAUUUUGAGCAGUGUUAUUGACUACAUUUACACAGGGCUCAUUAGCAUCACAUUGGAUGUUGUGCUACCUCUGAUGCAGGCAGCGUCCAUGUUGCAAUAUGGCCGCCUUUUUGAGGCCUGCUCAGGUUUUCUCCAAGGGCAAUUGAGCCCAGACAACUGUUUGAGCAUGAUAAGACUCUCUGAGAUCCUGAAUUGUGACAGUUUAAAGGAAAAGGCCAAGGAGAUGGCUGCGAGGAGCUUCUCUGAUGUGUCAGCAUCUGAGGAUCUUUGUGAACUUUCUUUACCAGAGCUCAUUGGCUACUUGGAGGACGACAGCCUUUGUGCCGAGGAGGAGCAGGUCUUUGAGACGCUGGUGGCCUGGAUCCACCACGAUCCUUUUUCCAGACGUGGUGCCAUCAGUGAUCUUUUCAAGAAAGUCCGUCUCCGCUACAUCCACCCAACCUACCUCUUCCAGUUCAUUGCCAACGAUCCCCUGAUUCAGUCCUCCACCCUCUGCACUGAGCUGAUUGAAUCUGUUCGACGCCUCAUGUUCUCUGUCAACAUAAAAUCUAUCAGAAAUAUGACAGCUGAAUUCCAACCGCUUUGGGUGGCACCAAGACGGUACACUUGCCAUGAGACACUGGUGCUUGUAGGGGGGAGGAAGAACAAUGAGCAAACGUCGAGGGAGGCCCUGAUCUUUGAUGAGAAGAGACAGAAUUGGCAGAGGCUUGCCAAGUUGCCUGUCCGCCUGUACAAAGCCUCCUACGUCUGCCUCCACAGCGUCCUCUAUGUUUUGGGAGGCCUGAUCGCCAACACUAACCACAGCCAGGUCAGCACAACUGUCUACACCCUUUCUCUCAAAACUAACCAGUGGUGGACAGUGGAGCCCAUGCUUCAGCCUCGCUUUGCCCACAAAAGCGUCUCCUACCUCCACUUUAUCUUUAUCUUGGGUGGACUUGGCCCCGAUAGACGGGUGUGCGACAGCGUGGAGAGGUACAACAGUAUGUUCAACCAAUGGGAGUCUAUGGCACCCAUGCCUGAGGCUGUACUGCAUCCAGCAAUGGCUGCUACCAACCAAAGGAUCUACAUGUUUGGAGGAGAAGAUGCGAUGCAAAACCCUGCCCGAAUAAUACAGGUAUAUCACAUUACUAGGAACCUGUGGUCUAAGAUGGAGAACAGGACAGUGAAGAACGUUUCUGCUCCGGCUGCUGUCAUCGAUGACAAGAUCUACAUCAUCGGAGGGUACACCAGGAGGAUGAUCGCCUAUGACACUAAGGCCAACCGAUUCAUCAAGUGUGCCAACCUAAAGGAGCGGCGGAUGCAUCACUCUGCCACCGUCCUUGACAGCAAACUCUACAUUACCGGAGGACGCUCCAUCAGCGGCCAUGACGUUAUAGAGGACUCGGACAGUUUCGAGUGCUAUGACCCACAGACAGACACCUGGACAUCCAAGGGGAGUCUGCCGUAUAAGUUGUUUGACCAUGGCUCCCUGUCUAUGACAUGCGUCUCACAGACGUGGGCAAAAUCAUAGCUGAUGAGUGUUGUAGAUAGUUAAGAAAAAAGAAGCUCGGGAGUCGUACUUGAUAUGACUUAUUGCUUUUAUCAAAUGACCUUGUAUGACCUAGGCUUUUGAAUGCUUGUUUUUGCCUUUUUUCCCCACAUUUAUGGUUGGAUCAAACAUUUUCAGAUUGUUUUCUCUGUUGUAUGAAAGUGCUUCCAAGUUUCAAUCGAUAAUGAAAACUGUAUGACCUUAUGCCAUUUUCUGAUUUAAUUGGACU